Molecule: messenger RNA, 1592 nt
Organism: Fonticula alba
Lineage: Eukaryota; Rotosphaerida; Fonticulaceae
Exons: 6
Coding region: 102-1592 (496 amino acids)
Cellular component (GO): box C/D methylation guide snoRNP complex; small-subunit processome
Molecular function (GO): snoRNA binding
Source: RefSeq, a predicted model, not a curated record
GCUUUUUCUCCGAGCGUAGGGCUGCCUUCACCACUGGUGUUCGGUCUCACACAGCAUAGACAGGACUCACAAUCUCUUCCUUGUGUCUUCUAUCUACAGCCAUGUCCCUCUUCCUCCUCUUCGAAAGCGCCUCUGGCUACGCUCUCUUCGAGCGUACCGCCUCCGAGGAGAUCGGCCAGGAGCUCGAGUCGGUCCAGACCGCCAUGCAGGACCUCUCCAAGGCCGGCAAGGUCCUCAAGCUGAAGUCCUUCGCCCCCUUCCAGUCGGCCGCCCAUGCCCUGGAGAACAUCAACGACAUCACCGAGGGUAUCGUCAACGAUUACCUCAAGAACUUCCUCACCGCCAACCUGGCCAAGUCCAAGAAGGUCAAGCUCGGUGUCCAGGAGGCUCGCCUGGGUGGUGCCAUCUCUGAUGCCACCGGUAUCUCGUGCGACGUCAGCGACGUCACCACCGAGCUCCUCCGUGGUAUCCGCAUGCACUUCGAGAAGCUGAUCAAGCAGUUCCGCGAGGGUGACCUCGAGAAGGCUCAGCUCGGUCUGGGUCAUGCCUAUUCCCGUGCCAAGCUCAAGUUCAACAUCAACCGCUCGGACAACAUGAUCAUCCAGGCCAUCUCGCUGCUCGACCAGCUGGACAAGGACCUCAACACCUUCUCCAUGCGCGUGCGCGAGUGGUACUCCUGGCACUUCCCCGAGCUGACCAAGCUCGUCGCCGACAACUCCAUGUUCGCCAAGCUGGUCAGCCUCAUCAAGGACAAGGCCACCCUCACUCAGGACAGCCAUGCCGCCAUCGAGGAGAUCGUCAUGGACGAGGCCAAGGCCCAGAGCAUCAUCGAUGCCGCCAAGUCCUCCAUGGGUACCGACAUUUCCCAGAUCGACAUGAUCAACAUCGAGGCCUUUGCCAACCGUGUGAUCUCCCUGUCGGCCUACCGCCGCGGUCUGUACGACUACCUCCAGUCCAAGAUGAACGUCGUCGCCCCGAACCUGUGCGCCCUGAUCGGCGAGAUGGUCGGUGCCCGCCUCAUCUCCCACGCUGGUUCCCUCACCAACCUCUCCAAGUACCCGGCCUCCACCGUCCAGAUUCUUGGUGCCGAGAAGGCGCUCUUCCGCGCCCUCAAGACCCGCGGCAACACCCCCAAGUACGGCCUCAUCUUCCACUCGUCCUUCAUCGGCCGUGCUGGCUCCAAGAACAAGGGCCGCAUCUCGCGCUACCUGGCCAACAAGACCUCCCUGGCUGCCCGUAUCGAUUGCUUCUCCGACGCGGCUACCACCAAGUUCGGUGAGGCUCUCCGCAACCAGGUCGAGGACCGCCUGAAGUUCUACGAGACCGGCCAGGCCCCGGCCAAGAACAUCGACGUCAUGCAGGGUGUCAUUCACCAGCUGGCCAAGGACGCCCCGGCUUCCUCUUCUUCCUCCUCCGAGGAGGAGACUCCCAAGUCCGAGAAGAAGGACAAGAAGGAGAAGAAGGAGAAGAAGGAGAAGAAGGACAAGAAGGAGGAGAAGUCCGAGAAGAAGGACAAGAAGCGCCGCGCCGAGGAUGACGCCGACGAGUCCGACAAGAAGAAGAGCAAGAAGAGCAAGAAGAACAAGGACUAG